AGCAAGCGGAGAUGAGCAACCUGAUGGUAGCCAUGACUAUGUUCAUGGAGACCUUCAAACAUUACGCCGGUGCUGACGGGGACAAGGAGAAGCUCAGCAAGGCCGAGGUCAAGACUUUGCUAGAGAAGGAGUUCAACUUCGAGUGUCCAAAGAACCCAGACGAGGUGGACAAGUUGAUGAAAGGUCUGGACUUAAACGGAGACUCGCAGAUCGACUUCCGUGAGUUCAUGGUGAUCGUGGUUGCCCUCACCUGCGCCUGCAAGGGCUACUGACCCAGGAAGUGAGAGGCGCCACGCCCGGCCACAAUGUCCUGCCGAGGCCUUGAAUAAAAGCACGUUCAACACCUGAA
Dunckerocampus dactyliophorus (ringed pipefish) is the source of this 349-nucleotide messenger RNA. Its product is annotated as protein S100-P-like. The record is from RefSeq and is a predicted model, not a curated record. Gene Ontology annotation, molecular function: transition metal ion binding; calcium ion binding. The transcript is spliced from 2 exons. Gene Ontology annotation, cellular component: extracellular exosome; cytoplasm. Gene Ontology annotation, biological process: endothelial cell migration. The coding region runs from base 12 to 272 and encodes 86 amino acids. Lineage: Eukaryota; Metazoa; Chordata; Actinopteri; Syngnathiformes; Syngnathidae.